AUGGUGAGAAAGAAAGUGAAUGUGCAUGGCGAUGGUGUUAGGAGUAGGAAUGAAGAGACAGAGUGGGAGAAAAGGAGCGAUGAUGCUCCGACACCGAAGUUGAGGCUUCGAAUUGCUUACGGUGGAUUGAGGUAUGAGAUCAGUGUGAGUUGCAUGAGCAGUUUCCUCGAGGUGAAGAUUCUGAGCGUGGAAACGGGGUUGCAGGUUGAUGAACAGAGCUUGGUGUACAGAGGAAGAGAGAGAGAGAACGGAGAGUACUUAGACAUUUGCGGAGUGAAAGACAGAUCAAACUUGGUUCUGAUUGAAGACCUUUCGAGCAUCCAACGCAGAUUCAUACAGAUGCGUAGGAACGCUAAGAUUCAGACUGCGACUGGCGCAAUCAACGAUAUUAUCCUCCAACUCGACCACCUCGCACAACAGAUACAUACCUAUGCAACUCUUUCGUAA
This is a messenger RNA of Arachis duranensis, 447 nucleotides long. RefSeq names its product BAG family molecular chaperone regulator 1-like. Bases 1 to 447 code for a protein of 148 amino acids. Gene Ontology annotation, biological process: protein stabilization. NCBI's taxonomy places the organism in Eukaryota, Viridiplantae, Streptophyta, Magnoliopsida, Fabales, Fabaceae. The transcript is spliced from 2 exons. The record is from RefSeq and is a predicted model, not a curated record. Gene Ontology annotation, molecular function: protein-folding chaperone binding; adenyl-nucleotide exchange factor activity. Gene Ontology annotation, cellular component: cytoplasm.